AUGUAUCGACAGCCACCCAAGGGUUCGGGCCGGAAAAGAGCACCCAUCGAUAGCGCUAGCUCGGCAACGCACACCCCUACCCUCGCCGAACAGCUCUCUUUCCUACACUAUCGUCGCCCGUUCAAGAACCCGAAUUAUACCAAGAAUCUUAAUAGACGGACGAAGAAUCUCAAGACGGUCCUGACCCAAGAACGGGAACGGGAACGUGCAGAGAGGGAGAGAAGACGACUGGAAAAAGAGGAGCAGGAGCGUAAGACAGACGAUGCCAUGGACGUCGACACCACCAACAACGCAAACGAGGAGAAGACUUCGGCGUCGCACAGUGUUGUCUUAGACGAGGAUAUACCAACCUACACAUCUAUCGAGGCACCACCCUCCUUACUCCCACCCCGGCACUAUUGUGAUAUCACAGGCUUGGAGGCACCAUACACCGACCCACGAACUGGCCUGAGAUACCAUGACAAAAGUGUAUACGAACUUAUUAAAGGGCUGAGUCCUAGUGUAGCUAAGGAUUACCUUGCCGCUCGAGGGGUCAAUCCAGUUGUCAAGUAA
Messenger RNA from Pisolithus orientalis, 552 nucleotides. RefSeq lists its product as uncharacterized. Lineage: Eukaryota; Fungi; Basidiomycota; Agaricomycetes; Boletales; Pisolithaceae. The transcript is spliced from 6 exons. The record is from RefSeq and is a predicted model, not a curated record. Gene Ontology annotation, biological process: chromatin remodeling. The coding region runs from base 1 to 552 and encodes 183 amino acids. Gene Ontology annotation, cellular component: Ino80 complex.